AUGAAGCCAGGGACAAACGCGGACCCAGAGGCUCCAACGGGCCAGGGAGGGGAACGGGGAACGGGGACGGGGCGGGGGUGGGGGGCGCAGGGGAGAGAAUGGAUCGCCAGGAAACUACAGGAGGAAGCCGAGGCUGACUUAGAACAGCGAAAACCUUCCAGAUGGAAACAGAAGGCGCCAAACGUAGGGGGCGGAGUCUUGAGUGCGUGGGAGGGCCGAGGGGUGUGGCCUGCGCCUGACGCGCCCUGCGGCCUUUCCAGCCGGGGGCCGGGCGGGGCGGCGGCGGCGGCGGCGGCCGCGGGGGAGGGGUACGGCGUCAGCGCGUCGCCGGCUGGGCCGCGCUUCGGGCUGGGGAGCCGCGCGGGCCGGCGGGGAGGCGGGGAGCGCUGCCCCUCCCCUCCCUCCUCGGCGCCCGCCUCGCGGGGCCGCGCGGCUCGGAGUUCCCAGAGGGGCUGCUGCGGCGGCGGCGGCGGCGUCGCGGGGAUCCGGAGGGGCGGAGCUGAGGGCCGCGCGGGCGGUGCGCUUCCCGGGCGCAGGCGCUGCGCUCGCGGAGCAGAGGUCCGCCCCGCGCCCUCCGCCAGGCGCCGGGGCCGCUGGGUCUCAGUCCUCCUAUACGCUGGCCAUUUUCUGACUAGGUUUUCUUGGGUUCUCCUCGUCAUUCGGGUCGGCUUCCCCCAGCCCGGCGCGCCGCCGCGGUCUCGUCGCUUGGCCGGGGAGGGCGGAUGGGAGGGGGUGCGUCGCGUUCUCGCCGGGAGAGGGGCCGGGUUCCCGGGCUUGGCCGAAGGAGUCGAGGGACCUCUUCGCCAGCGACGGGACUGCCCGGCCGGUGGUCCCUCGCGCCGGGCGCCGUCAGGCCUUCUUGAAGGACCCUUUGCGCUCUGUCCCAUUGUCGCCCACACUUUCCUGACCUCACCAGCCCCUCACUCUGUCAGCGGAGACUAACGACCUCACUCUGCGCACCCGUCCCCCCUCCUGUCUCUCCUUUGAGGAUCCAGCAUAUACUUAUUUCGAUCGGGAACCAGGCAAUCUGUUCAGGUGGAAAGGUUCUCUGAAUAUGUCCUGUAAAUCCAUCCAUGUACUCAACCGCGAAGUUGCCGAACGGAAUUAAUUUAACUGUAGUCUCGAGGGAGGUCCCCCACCCCACCCCCCUUGGUCUCUUCACCCUGGCAGAGUCAACUUUUAGAGUCUUCUGAGAACUGUACGGCGGCAUUAGAUUAUCUUUGAGAUAAUUCUUAAGUUAGCGCCUGGAGGCAGUGUGAUGGAAGGUUCAAAGAGAAGGCUUUACACUGUUUCCUCCACCUGUAUCACGGUUCGAAAUGGAAAACGUGCGUUGACGGUGAUUUUCCACACAAGGUGACACUGAUGAUAAAAACCCGUUCAAGAAUUUAGAUGUGACAUCUGCAGCAGGUUCAGAUCUCUCAGCUAAAAGACAGACUGGAUACUUCGUAAAGAUUUUCAUCUGUUGUGCACAGAGAGCCAAAAUCUGUUACUGAAAUAGACUGUCUGGGUGAACUGCCUGCUGGGUCCAGUGAUGCACUAGUAGACAAAGAAGUUGAAAAAGAAGGCUGGCAUAUUCUUUGGAUAACUGGCUGAGUGUGACACCAAUAUGGCAUCAAGCCCUACUAUGAUUCCAAGGACUUCAUGAUUAAAUAACAGUGAUUUUUUUGGGUGGAAGUAGGGGUGGUUGAAGUAAAUUUGAUCUUUACUUGGGGAAUGUAUAAUGUAUUACCAUCCCAUAAUGAUAUAUGAUAAUUGGCUUUGGUCAUCAAACUUUAGAGAUCCUGUCUAUUUAUGGGACUUAAUAUAGUUAACACCUUUUAGUAUUGGACUUUCUGACACUAAGGGAAAUACUAUAAAGAGAAAUAUCUGCUUAACCUAAAAAAGUUUACCUAAAAAGUUUAAUAUAAGGACUGUGAUUUUUCUUUGGGGGAUUUUUGAAAUUUUGCUCCUCCCUAGAGUAUUUAAAUUAUAUUUCUAUUUGCAGAAAAGCUACUGUACCUAGAGUUUUCUAGGAAAAUAUCCUUUUGUGUGGGAUCUUGAACUGGAUAGUGAGUAGAUAAUCAUACUGUACAGUGUUAAUGUGCAUAGAACAGUUAAUAAAUUUAUAACUACAAAUUAAUAAGAGCUAUUAAUAAAUUAAUGUCUUCAGAUCUAUUAACUAAAAUCAUUUAAAAUGAUUUAAUGAGUAGAUGUGAACUGGAAAUAAACCUAUGUAUUUUCUAGAACUGUUGAAUCAAAGAAAAACUGGAACAUCAGAAUAUUCUCUGAACCAAAUCAAUAUUUUAUUUGAUCAGAGUCCCUGCUUUGGUAUACAUCUAUUUAUACUGGUUACAGAGGAUUUGAAAGCAGUGCAGGGAAAUGAGUUGGGUAGAUUCAAAGUUGAAUCCCAUUUUUUUCCUCAGUGAAUCUCCAAUAUUUUUUUUCAUCUAGCAUUCAACAAAAACUCUAGCAGCCCAGGAUACAAAACAGAUUACAUUUUAUAUAGUUCAUACAGCUCAUCCACAAACAGAAAAAGAUUUCCUUAUGACUUAACCUUGAAAUCUUUAUUUAAGGUCUGUACUAUUCAGUUUGCCAGUGUGCCACUGCUACUAUUGCAUGUUUUUGGUCAGAGUGAAGUGCAGCUAACACACAGCCAUUCCGCUAGGAAAAAGAUCUGCAGGUUACUGAGCAGUGGAAGUUACACACAGCUAAUUUACAAGUCAGAUUAGCGAUCAGAGUUAUUCGAUAGCGUUAUGUGGAAUUGAUUUCAUUUCAUGGUUUUUAAGCUAUUUUUUCACUGAGGCAAUGCCUAUAACAGAGACAGGUGUGUUGUAGCAUUUGAAUGCCUUAAACUCUUGAAUCUGGAAUGAAAGGGAGGUUGUUAAAGAUGUUCAGAUCCUAAAACUCAGGGAUUUUGAAGUAAAAUGCCCUGUCAUUCAUUUAUUGUGCUGUAAUUGAACUGCCUUGCAGAUUUUAUUUAGGAAUGUUAUGAUUAAUAUUUGGAAAACUUUCCUGUUUUCAAAUAUAGUCUUUAGGAAAGCC
Messenger RNA from Phacochoerus africanus (Common warthog), 3021 nucleotides. RefSeq names its product spidroin-1-like. NCBI's taxonomy places the organism in Eukaryota, Metazoa, Chordata, Mammalia, Artiodactyla, Suidae. The record is from RefSeq and is a predicted model, not a curated record. The transcript is spliced from 4 exons. Bases 1 to 942 code for a protein of 313 amino acids.